Molecule: messenger RNA, 414 nt
Organism: Ilex paraguariensis (yerba mate)
Lineage: Eukaryota; Viridiplantae; Streptophyta; Magnoliopsida; Aquifoliales; Aquifoliaceae
Source: the annotation of a GenBank genome assembly
AUGGAUAAUCCACUUGGUGUGCAGCAAAAAAAGGCAACAAAACUGGCCAAAACCAAGAAAAAACCUCUCAAGAUUGUGUACAUCUCCAACCCUAUGAAGGUAAAGACUAGUGCCUCAGAAUUCAGAGCCUUGGUGCAAGAACUCACAGGCCAGGAUGCUGAACUGCCUGACCCGGUUCAGUUUCCGGUGGCCGACCACCAGGUAGUCCCUGAUGCCACGGUCAGUGAAGAUCAAGCACAUCAAGUUCCUAGAGCAGACCCUGGCGGUGAAGUAGCUAAGCCGUCCGAUGAUUCUGAUUUUUCAUCUGAGCCGUAUGAUGAUGGUAUACUUAUGCUGGAGAAUUUUCCGGGAUUAUUGCCUUCAAACUUGUGGUUUGAAUCUGCUCAUGACGAUGUGUUGAAAAGCCUAGAAUAG